This is a messenger RNA of Zygotorulaspora mrakii, 2211 nucleotides long. RefSeq names its product acetate--CoA ligase 1 (gene ACS1). The record is from RefSeq and is a predicted model, not a curated record. Bases 1 to 2211 code for a protein of 736 amino acids. The transcript has a single exon. Gene Ontology annotation, molecular function: AMP binding; acetyl-CoA synthetase activity. Gene Ontology annotation, cellular component: cytosol. NCBI's taxonomy places the organism in Eukaryota, Fungi, Ascomycota, Saccharomycetes, Saccharomycetales, Saccharomycetaceae.
AUGUCACCUAUUGCAGCAGCAGCUUUACCAAAGGAGAUUGCCAGUAGCGCAAUGUCGAAGAUCGAUGAAUUGAAGUCCAAGAUGUCCGGGGCAGACUCCACAGACUCCACAGCGCCAGCUGCGUCUGGCACGGGUGGCGGCGUCUCUGUGGAUGGCACGAGGAAACAGAAAGAGUCUGCGCAUGAAUACGAGCAUCUGACUAGCGUCCCCGUGGUUAAACAGGGCACUAUAGCCGACAGGUUGAAGCCUGAGCUGGCAAGUCACUACAGCCCCCAUUUGAAUGGCAUUGAGGAGUACCAGACACUGUACAAAGAGUCAAUUGAGAAUCCCGGGAAGUUCUUUGGCGAAAGGGCAAGAGAAUUUUUGAACUGGUUUGUCGAUUUCGACCAGGUAUUCAUCCCGGAUCCAGCCACGGGCAAGCCGUCGUUCGAAAACAAUGCUUGGUUUCUCAAUGGCCAGUUGAACGCGUGCUAUAAUUGUGUCGACAGGCACGCUCUGUCGUCUCCAAAUAAAGUUGCUAUAAUUUACGAAGGCGACGAGCCAGGUCAAGGUUACAGUUUGACCUAUAGUCAAUUGUUGGAGGAAGUUUGUAGAGUUGCCCAAGUGUUGACGAAUUCGAUGAACGUCAAAAAGGGGGAUACCGUUGCGGUGUAUAUGCCGAUGAUUCCGCAAGCUAUAAUUACUCUUUUGGCGAUUGUGAGAGUUGGUGCAAUCCAUUCGGUAAUAUUCGCUGGGUUUUCUUCGAACUCUUUACGGGACCGUAUUAACGAUGCAGAUUCUCGUGUUGUCAUUACUACUGAUGAAUCUAAAAGAGGAGGGAAAAUUGUCGAAACGAAAAGAAUUGUCGACGAUGCCUUGAAGGAAACUCCCAAUGUCAGAAACGUUUUAGUUUAUAAACGUACCAACAAUCCAAAUGUCAAUUUCAAGGAGAAUAGAGACCUGGAUUGGGACAUCGAAAUCAAAAAGUAUAAAAAUUAUUGUCCAUGUGAACCUGUUGAUUCUGAACAUCCGUUAUUUUUACUGUAUACCUCGGGUUCUACUGGAGCGCCAAAAGGUGUUCAACACUCAACGGCUGGUUAUUUAUUGGGUGCCUUAUUAAGUGUGAGGUAUACUUUUGACACGCAUCAGGAGGAUGUAUUUUUCACUGCUGGUGAUGUUGGCUGGAUUACUGGUCACACCUAUGUAGUUUAUGGUCCAUUGUUAUAUGGUUGUACAACUUUGGUCUUUGAAGGCACGCCAACCUAUCCUAAUUAUUCACGUUAUUGGGACAUUAUUGAUAAAUAUCAAGUUACCCAGUUUUAUGUUGCCCCAACGGCUUUGCGUUUAUUAAAAAGAGCAGGAGAUUCUCAUAUUGAAGGUUAUUCGCUCAAAACGUUACGUUCUUUAGGAUCUGUAGGUGAACCAAUUGCUGCAGAAGUUUGGGAUUGGUAUUCUGAAAAGAUCGGUAAAAGUCAAAUCCCAGUUGUUGAUACUUAUUGGCAAACGGAAUCAGGAUCUCAUUUGGUUACUCCUUUAGCUGGUGGUGUAACUCCAAUGAAACCUGGAUCUGCUUCAUUCCCAUUUUUCGGUAUUAAUCCUGCAAUUUUGGAUCCAAAUACUGGUAAUGAAAUUGUAGGUGAGCACGCUGAAGGUGUUCUUGCAAUAAAGCAUGCAUGGCCAUCAUUUGCAAGAUCAAUUUGGAAAAAUCAUGAUAGAUUUUUAGAUACCUAUUUGAGACCUUAUGCGAAUCAUUAUUUCACAGGUGAUGGUGCAGCACGGGACAAAGAUGGUUAUAUUUGGAUAUUAGGUCGUGUUGAUGAUGUUGUUAAUGUAUCAGGUCAUAGAUUAUCGACUGCAGAGAUUGAAGCUGCAAUUAUUGAAGACUCAAUCGUAGCAGAGUGUGCAGUCGUUGGUUUUAAUGAUGAUCUUACAGGGCAAGCUGUUGCAGCUUUUGUUGUUUUGAAGAAUAAAUCGAGCUGGUCUCUAGCCUCUGGUCAAGAACUACAAGACAUUAAGAAACAUCUAAUUUUAACUGUGAGAAAAGAUAUUGGACCCUUUGCCGCACCAAAAUUAAUAGUGUUGGUUGAUGAUUUACCGAAGACGAGAUCAGGAAAAAUUAUGAGAAGAAUCCUGAGAAAAAUUUUAGCAAAUGAAGCUGAUCAACUGGGUGAUGUAUCAACACUGUCCAAUCCUGGUGUUGUAAGACAUCUAAUCGAUUCUGUUAAAUUUUAA